UCUCUCUCUCCCUCUCUCCGUCUCAUUUCCCUCUCUAGAACGGCCUCUGAAACCAAACAACGCGCCAGCUCCAAGCACAGAACUCCUCCGGCAAACCCUAGCAAUGGCCUUUAUUGCGACAAGGCUGCGAUUUCCUUCUUCUUCUACCAUCGGCAAGGCGAGUUCCAGCUGCAUCGGCAAUGGCCGAACUGCCCGUGGCCGGAGGAAGUUCCCUUCCGACCAUCGCCGUGCCAAUCGAAGGUCGUUUUUGCGCAUUCGCCGGAGUUUAAGCUCUGGCAAACGUGAUGAACCUAAUAUGCUUUCAUUUCAAAUGGAGCUGGAUAUCAAUCCCAUACUGACCAGAUUUUGGUUGAGUGCCAUUUUGGUGAAAUCUGAAUCAUUUCCUUUCGGACUGGACAGAUGGAAAAAACAAAUCAUUGAGGCAGGCAUAUAUUGGCAGUGUUGUAGUACCAUCUUACUAGGUCUUUUUUGCCUUCCUAAAAUGAUGCAGAAUAAGAUUGUUGUGCUCAUUUAUCAAUCUGUUGCAUGGUCUUGAUGCAUACUUUAUAGUUUUGCUGUGCUCAUUUAUCAAUCUGUUGCCUCAUGAUGGAGCAUUUUAACUGUUACUUUUUGCAUCUUUUACCAUAUAUUGUUAACAUGUAGCAUCUACCUCUACAUGUUUAGUUUGUUAUUUCAGUCGUUGCUGCUAGGGUUCACAGUUGUUCUUUUUAUUCCAAUUGCCUGCCCUUUCUAGCUUAUGUAGCUUGGUGAAGUUGCCUAGUGAAAAAUUACAGGAUUACUUUUGUUGGCCACAUCUGAAGGGAAUGUUAACAAUGCUUGAAAUUGGUCUCUGAUUAUUCAGUUUAUGUAGAGAUGAGUAUGAUACUUGGUAACUGGAAAAUGUUUUGGCUUAUAUUCAUUGGUUCAUAUCAAGGUGUUCCUGCCAUGAUUCUAUAUCACCCUACAAUAUCACCCGUAGAUUUGCCCUUGGAAAAUUGAGUUUCUUUACAUCCUUUCUUCUUGGCACACAUGGGAUUGCACUCUAACAAGGACAGGCUAUGUGAUUGAUGGGGGGGAUAACUUUUGUGCAUCAUAUACUGAGAUAUGCUUCAGUAAUCGUGAUUUGGUUACUGACUUCUGAACUAGUAAAUACAGUUCAAAGAUUCAUGGACAGAUAUUGAGAUACUCUGAGAUUUGAAAGGAAGGUUGUACGCUUGAAAACAUUGAUAUUUUAGUAAAUCCAUGGCUGUGAUACGUGCAAACACUUGUUUGGCAUUCGAAUAUUAGAUACCUGCUUUGGUAGCUGGAGAGUCGACCACAACCAUAGUCAUUAUAUCUUUCUUUAGAUGGUGUGAGGACUCCAUGAUAUGGGAAGCAACUUCGUUCAGGUCGCCUUUGAAGGGAAUAAUUUCAUACAGUUCCCAGAUCAGCCAAUCAACACAAGUGACACCUAACUUCCAGUACACAUGACCGAAGUUAUGGUGUUUUGUCAUAUAGGAAUCAGGCACCUUUUCAUUUCCAUGUGAUAGUAACAUUGGUAGCAAUGUUAAAAGUUAUUCUUUUGUGAUCGAAAGAUUACAGAGUUUGAAUUGUGGUAACAACUUCUUUUGGGGGGGGUUGAUGGUUGCAUACAAUUACAGUUUUGGCACAGCGGGAGUCUUGUGCACUGGAAUACAUUUUUUUAAUAUAUAGUUUUCAGAACAAGGCCAUUGUUGAUAUUUCAGAUAUGAUAGAAUGU
Diospyros lotus (date-plum) is the source of this 1717-nucleotide messenger RNA. RefSeq lists its product as uncharacterized. The coding region runs from base 104 to 535 and encodes 143 amino acids. NCBI's taxonomy places the organism in Eukaryota, Viridiplantae, Streptophyta, Magnoliopsida, Ericales, Ebenaceae. The record is from RefSeq and is a predicted model, not a curated record. The transcript is spliced from 2 exons.